GUGAGUUUAGCAGCUGUCAGUUCGUGCUGCUGCUCUAACGUUGAUGUUUUGUGUCAGGAUUUAGUUGUCAGAGUGGUUUUAAUAAAGUUUUUCGUGUGUCAAAAUGCCCAAAGGAGGCAAGAAAGGUGGCCACAAGGGUCGCAUGCGGACGUACACCAGCCCAGAGGAGAUAGACGCCCAGAUGAAGGCAGAGAAGGAGAGGAAAAAGGAUGAAGAAGAGGGUGCAGCUCAGACUGACGUGGCGGAGGACAAGCUAACGGCAUCGGGAUCAGAAGACAGCGAUGAUGAAGGUUCCCAGAGGAGGAGAGCGGGCGUGGAGGGCUUGAUAGAAAUCGAGAACCCCAACAGAGUAGCUCAGAAAUCCAAGAAGGUGACGCACAUCGAGCUGGAUGAGCCCAAGCAGCUAUCAAGAAGAGAAAGAGAGGAGAUUGAGAAACAGAAAGCGAAAGAGCGUUACAUGAAGAUGCACUUGGCAGGGAAGACGGACCAGGCCAAAGCUGACCUCGCUCGCCUCGCCAUCGUCAGAAAACAGAGAGAGGAGGCUGCAAAAAAGAAAGAAGGGGAGAAAAAAGCAAAAGAUGCAAAAGAAGCAGCAGCAGCAGCGGCUAGAGGAAUGAACUCCCUCUCAUUGAAAUGAUGCAGAGUAUUUAGAGCCAUUUUCACACAUCUAUGGACUGGCGCAAUAUAUAUAUAUAUAUUUGACUAUUUUUAAAGGAAGAGCUAUGAAGAGUAUUUCACUUUACUGUAACAUAUUACCAUUUGGAAAAUGGUUAAGGAGAAACCGGAGGAGAGGGGAAUGGAAUAAUGGCAGCGUUGAUCCCUCCAGGAAGUAAAGCUACUAUUGAGAACACAUCGGUCUUCACGUACACUUGGAAUGAACCCCUUCUAACCUAUGAGCCUGUACAUGAAAUUAAUGAUGGUAUACUGAUCAUUGUACAACUGCAACUUUGCUUACUGAGCUUUGCCACUAAGUUUCUUUUUUUGGGGGAUCUGACAUUGUAUAUAACUGAGUCAUGAAAAUAUUUCAGAUUAAUAUGAUGAAACCCAUAAAAUGUGUUUGCUCAUUUCUUUA
Messenger RNA from Scomber scombrus (Atlantic mackerel), 1072 nucleotides. RefSeq names its product pdgfa associated protein 1b (gene pdap1b). The record is from RefSeq and is a predicted model, not a curated record. The coding region runs from base 104 to 637 and encodes 177 amino acids. Gene Ontology annotation, cellular component: cytosol. NCBI's taxonomy places the organism in Eukaryota, Metazoa, Chordata, Actinopteri, Scombriformes, Scombridae. The transcript has 6 exons. Gene Ontology annotation, molecular function: RNA binding.